AACCAUUUUGAAUAUACCAACAGGUUGGCAGUUUUACCGCGCGCAAUUACUCGAUUAAUAAUGAUAUUUUGUCAGUGAAAAGAGAACGACGCAACUUCCACACGCACCCAUAAGGUGCAAUUACAAAACAAUUAUUGAAACUCAUUUAGUGCACAAAAUUUACGGUAAACUUUAAUAUAACGCACAAAACGCAGCCUCAUAUUUUGUGGCUUGCGACAAAUGAAAUACUUGUACUGUUCUCCACAACUACAAAUUAAAUCUCAUAAAGUGCUCGUGAAUAAUUUGCAAGAAUUUUCCAUUGGUGUGUGCGCGGCGGCGGUAGCGUUCACGGUUUUCUUUGUGUCGUAGCGAAUAGCUGACAGGCCACGCGCUUGUCUUUGCAAAGACAAAAGUCUAUCUCAAAUGAAGCAGUAAAGGAUUAUUAUAAUAAACAAAAACUAAUCCAAAAUGCUGGAAUCGCCUAAGUUUAUUGUAAAUGACCAGUAUGACGGAAGUCGCAUCUUCACCUGGUUGGCCGACAUGUGCGGACUGUCUGUUGAUUUGGUCAACUUUCUAAUCUGCCAGAUAUCAGCGCUCUUCCUGGCCUCGCUAUUUCGGUCGCUAUUGCAUCCUUCCAAAGUGUCUUCCAAAGUGCGACACAUAUUUGCGCUAUCUAUUGGCCUGACCUUUGGCUAUUUCUGUUUUGGACAACAGGCCAUACACAUUGCAGGAUUGCCGGCAAUAUGUUAUAUUGUUAUAAGGACUCAGGAUCCGCGCAUUGUGCAGAGAACCGUCCUGUUGGUGGCCAUGAGCUAUUUGCUGUGCGUUCACUUGAUGCGCCAAAUCUAUGACUAUGGCUCGUACGCUCUCGACAUUACAGGACCGUUAAUGAUCAUCACACAGAAGGUAACGAGUCUGGCGUUCAGCAUACAUGAUGGCUUUGUGCGUCAGGACGAGGAUUUGACAAGGGCACAGCAAUAUCAUGCCAUUAGAAAAAUGCCAUCUGCCCUGGAGUACUUCUCAUAUGUGUGGCAUUUUCAAGGCUUGAUGGCCGGUCCUCUUGUGUUUUACAAAGACUACAUCGAGUUUGUUGAGGGCUAUAAUCUCCUGAAGCGACCAUCAUCGAAUGGCAACUUGGACAAUGGGAAAUCGGAAUUGGUUCUCGAGCCGUCGCCUACAAAAACAGUGAUACGUAAGGUUAUCGGCAGUUGCGUGUGUGCGUUCAUAUUCAUGAAAUUUGUGAAAAUGUAUCCGGUGAAGAAUAUGAAAGAUGAUGACUUCUUAAACAAUACAAACAUUGGCUAUAAGUUCUGGUACGCCAUGUUGGCGACCUCGUGCAUUCGUUUUAAAUAUUAUCAUGCGUGGCUCCUCGCCGAUGCUAUAUGCAAUAAUUCAGGUUUAGGUUUCACCGGUUACGAUAAGGAUGGCAAUGCCAAAUGGGAUCUAAUAUCAAAUAUCAAUGUGCUGUCGUUUGAGUUCGCUUCAAACUUCCGAGAUGCCAUCAACAACUGGAAUUGUGGCACCAAUCGCUGGCUGCGUACACUUGUCUAUGAACGGGUGCCCAAGAAAUAUGGUACUCUAUUAACAUUUGCCUUGAGCGCGGUCUGGCAUGGUUUCUAUCCUGGUUACUAUUUAACCUUUGCCACAGGCGCUUUGGUGGUCACAGCAGCUCGUACGGCACGCCGCAUGUUCAGGCAUCGUUUCCAAAGUACACAGUUCACGCGCAUGUUCUACGACAUUCUUACCUGUUUAACCACACGUAUAGUGAUGGGUUACGCUACAUUCCCAUUUGUUCUGCUUGAAUUUAUGGGCAGCAUUCAAUUGUACCUGAGAUUUUAUUUGUGCCUUCACAUCAUUUCACUAGUGACCAUAUUUAUUCUACCUAUAUUUAUACGCGGUGAGAAACGCGUCAAGCCGUCCAGUAGCAGCACCAGUGUUGAAACAACCAAUCAGACCACGAGGACGAACAAGGACGCCAAAGUGGACAAAGGACCGACGGGAAAGCAGGCGACGGCUGCUAUUCCUGCAACAGAUGAUCUCAAUGAUGAGCACGAGGAAAGUGACGCAGAGAACAGAGUCACUAAACGUAAAGUACACAUUAGUGACAAUAUGCCACAGCAUCAAUUGCAAGAAAAACAGCAACAACACAACAAUAUAAUACUCCACAACACACAGCAGCAAGACCUACAGCAGCAGCAGCAGCAACAACAACAGCGAGUAGCGUGCGCUCGAGACGCGGUUAGCGUGCCGCAUGAUCAAUGCGAAAUGGAUCAGCUAUCCAGCAAGCUGAAGGAGAAGAUUGAAGCUGAAACCAAAAAUAUUGAGGAAUUUAUAGAUAAGACUGUAACCGAAACUGUUAGUGGCAUUGUUGAGUUGAAGAACGACUUAAUGCGCGAUAUCGAGUUCCCCAAACUAAAGCUAGGUAGCGUCACUAAUGCUAUUGGAGGUGGAGGAAGUUCUGGUGGCAAUCUGGACAAGGAUUCCUUAGUAGCUGCAUCAACGGCUCUGCGCAAGCGUAACAUAUCACAUGAGAAUGGCAUGGACGCUAAUUGUGUCAUCGAGGACAACAACAUGGAGGACAAUAGCGCUACCUUUCUAAAGAAGGAAAUCGAGGUUAUCAAUUCUGUGGUGCAGCAAGCCAACGUCUUGCCAGCAAUGCUCAGUAAUGGUCAUGCCAAAUAGUAGUUGGACAACAUAACCAGCUGCCGUAGGAGGAGGCAAAAACGAAUUUGGAUGAGGCAGCAUCAUCAACAGCAACAACAACAGCUGCAGCACCAACACCAAGACGAACAGCCAUGUCAUCAUAGCAUUGGUAGAAAUGGGUAGCAGAAAAAGUGAUGCAUGAUUAAUUCUUGAGAUUUAUGCGCACAGCAAGCAGACACACAGUAUAUAAUAUAUAUAUCACAUACAUAUAUACAACGCAUAGAAAAUUAACACACACACACACUCACCCUAUUAGAUACAAACAUACUCGUAUUUGCGUCUUGCUGACAUUUUUAAGUUUUUUGUUUCAUUUGGCAAAUAUUUCGGUUUACAAAAAUUAUGAUAUCACGAUAAUAUGAGGACAAAUUUAUAUACAUAAAUUCUAUAUACAUCUAGAUAAGGGAAUAUUUGUAACAUUGUCUAAAGAAUAAAUAGCCAAAUAUUAUGAUAAGCGAAUACCGAUUCAAGUGUUUUUGCUCAAUAUACAUACAAACAUAUAUCAAUUAAUGUUCAUUAGCCAUGGCUGUCAUUAUCGCACACUCGGAUAAAUCUGACAUGUUAUCAACAAAAAAAAAAAAAAAAACAAAACCGUAAAACAAAAAAUUUCAUUUACAUAUAAUUGUGUACGCUGUCUAAUUGUUGUUAAACGUAGUAAAUGUUUGUUAUGCGCGCGUAAUGUAAUAUGCUAUGAAUUCUUCCGGUAUGUACUUGUACUAUUAAAUGUUUACCAUAUAGUCUAUGAUAUGAGAAGUAACACAAACUUUAACAAACUUAUUUGAAAUAUAUGUUUUUAAUGACAAUUCAAAAUAUUCCCGCCUGCCUGCGUACACAAAUAAAAGCAACAACACUAUACAAAAAUAAAAAUACAAAUAUCAAAUAUGUAUACAUAUGUGCGUAUGUAUUUAGAAUCAACUAAAUUACAAGUUUAAAUACAAAAUCGAACUAAACCAAAACUUGAAAUUAGACUGAAGCUAAUGAAAACCAAUCCAUGUGAAGCAAAUUUCAAAGGGCGCAAAUAAAUCUACAUAGUUAGUUGAUAAGGAAAUUAAUUUGUUUUAAAACAUUUGCAUGCGUGUGUGUAUGUGUGUGCGUCUGCGCCUAAAACCCACUUCCACUGCUGAGCAGCGUUAUGGAAAGAAUCUACUUUCCUACUCUUCCUCAGAUAUUAAUCUAACUGUGCUUGCGUACGAGGAAUACAAUUUUCUUUCUUCCAAUAAUGUCACCUACGUAUAACUUACUCCUUAGCCUAAGCACAUUUUACGUUGUUUUAAAACUUUUUUGUUAAUUUUAAAAAAUAUAGUGAUUUCACACAGACACACAUAGAGAUAGAGAAUACCUAUGUUUUUAUAUUUAUUGUAAUAAAAGUGACACAACACGCAGAG
Scaptodrosophila lebanonensis is the source of this 4064-nucleotide messenger RNA. RefSeq names its product lysophospholipid acyltransferase 1 (gene oys). Gene Ontology annotation, biological process: lipid modification. The transcript has 9 exons. NCBI's taxonomy places the organism in Eukaryota, Metazoa, Arthropoda, Insecta, Diptera, Drosophilidae. The coding region runs from base 448 to 2661 and encodes 737 amino acids. Gene Ontology annotation, cellular component: membrane. Gene Ontology annotation, molecular function: acyltransferase activity. The record is from RefSeq and is a predicted model, not a curated record.